CUCAGGAAUAAAGUCUUCAGUGUUUUCAGACAUCAGGUCAGAGGACACUCGACAACAUGCUGCGGCUGCUUCUCCACACCUUCGUCCGUGUCUUCGUCCUCUCAGGCAUGUCGGCGGUCGCCACGGAGACGGUGGUGGGCGUGGCUGGGAGGGCGGUGAAGCUGCAGUGUCGCUCGGAGGCAGCGAAUCAGAGAGGAGUGGAGGUGUGUUGGGGGAGGGGCCAACCGUCACUGUUCACCUGCCGCGACACGGUGGUCCAGGCCGCCGGAGACCAGCUCGCAUACAGGAAGUCACUCAGGUACUCCGUGUCCUCGUCCUCAUCUCUGACCAUCUCCACCUCUCGACCGUCAGACUCUGGUUUCUAUCACUGCAGAGUUCAGCUGACCGGUUUGUUCAACGACCAGACAACCAGCGUGCACCUCAUCGUCAUCGACCGUGCGUUCGCCUCGGACUCCUCAGACGCUGGGGAUGCCGGGAACCUGAACGCACCACACACACCAGGUUACAAAACAAGGGAGGUGACGGAGAAGAGAGGAAGUGAUGUCACGGGGGAGAACUCCACAGGACCAAUGGUGGCUCUGGUUCAGCUUCUGAUGAAGUUAAAGACGAGAGUCAGAGAAUCAGAAAACAGGAAGCUGUGAACAUCUAACGCCGCCAACAGGAAGUGUGGUGGAAGAUUUCUGUUAAUCGGGAGAAGAGAGUUUUGUUCACAAAUCAAUAAUAAAGUCUUCAGAAGAUUGAAAGUUGUCUUUGUCUGUUUAUUCGCUUGCAAGAGGGAAGAGAAUACGACAGCUACCUAUUCAGUAGACUGUGGCAAAGCUUCGACUAAGUACAAGAUUCAACAUACAGCGGUCCACUCCUCAGAUAAAUCAUACAUGAGUACAGGUCUUUUGACACAGUCUGUCUUGAUCUGCUCAUUAUCUAGUUCCUGCUAGAUGCAUUCAACUGGGAAUCAGUUACGGUUUCAAGGUAAGAUGAGACUUUCAACUACAAGUUCCUCA
Molecule: messenger RNA, 1001 nt
Organism: Anarrhichthys ocellatus (wolf-eel)
Lineage: Eukaryota; Metazoa; Chordata; Actinopteri; Perciformes; Anarhichadidae
Product: hepatitis A virus cellular receptor 1 homolog
Exons: 6
Coding region: 57-641 (194 amino acids)
Biological process (GO): cytoskeletal rearrangement involved in phagocytosis, engulfment; apoptotic cell clearance
Molecular function (GO): phosphatidylserine binding
Source: RefSeq, a predicted model, not a curated record